Spirometra erinaceieuropaei is the source of this 10058-nucleotide messenger RNA. The record is from the annotation of a GenBank genome assembly. NCBI's taxonomy places the organism in Eukaryota, Metazoa, Platyhelminthes, Cestoda, Diphyllobothriidea, Diphyllobothriidae.
AUGGUCAAUGAAAAGAGUGGGUUCUCGGUUAAGGAGGGUAGGUAGGAAGUAUGAGGCGGGUUACUAGGAGGAGAGGUUAAUAGGAGAACGAAUGGAUGAACAAAUAUAGAACUUGAUUCUUGGGUGAAUACGGACUGAAAGAAUUCGGAAAGGAGGGACGUUUUAACCUGGUCAUCAGUCUCCACUUUUCCAUCUGCAGACCUGAGGGCAGGGAUCACCUCCUGAGUCCUUUUAGUACUUCGUAUAUAAACAUAUAGAAUUUUCGGAUGCUCCGACGAAUUUGGAAGUAUGCUCAGUUCAAAUGUUUCGUUGCCGCUUAUACUCCUAUAUGUGUUUUUUCGGAGCCAGUUAGUCUCUAACGACUCCACAGAUUAUUUGUUUUUCUGAAUGCGGCCUUUAAGUCGAAGUUUAUCCAUUUUGGGCAGUUUGUGAUUGUCCUUCUUCUGAGAGGAAAACUGGAAUAAACUAUCUCCUUCAGUAAGGAACUGAAGGCGAGUAAAGAUGGCCGGAUGCCGAGGACUUCCAAUUUUACUAAAAGGCGUCUAUGGGGCAUCUUGUCAAAGCUAUGCUAAGAUCAAAGUAUAUAAAAACCACUGACUGCUGCUCAUUACGAAGGGAAAUGAGUAAAUUAAGAAAUGUUAAGUGGCAAGUUUCGCAGGAACGUUCAGGUAAAAAUCCAUGCUGACUAGAGCUGAGAGGCCGAUUGGCUAGACAGAUAUCAAGAAGUCCACUGAAAAUAAUCCUUUCAAGAAGCCUUGCUAGAGACGGCGUUUUAUGCACGCCGCAACAUUUAUUAACAUCGAAUCGAGAUCCAGACAUCAAGCCGGGAAUGAUAAUUGACGUUUUCCAUGUUCCAGGAAAUAAUCCUUUUUAAAUAUAAACCGAGAAUAAAUGACUAAGAAAUAUGGAAAUGUCGGAAGCUUGUUUAAUAAUCGAAUUUGGAAUUCCUUUCGUUCGUGAGUUCUGAUGAGACAUCGAUAGAAAUCAGUGUCUUACCUGAAAGCGAGCGAAAGGAGGGAACGGUUUCGGUCUCAGUAGUAAGGUGUUUUGCAAAAACAACGUACUUAAGAAAUUUGUCUUGUUAUUGUCAUCGAUGAGAAAGAUUUCGUAAUCAUUUAGCAUGGGUGGAAGUUCGUGCCCACGCAUAGAGAAGGACCGACGCAGGACGCUUUUUGCGACGGAUUUAGCAGGGUUCAGAUCGCUGAGGGUAAGUGAUUCUCUGUGCCUCUCGCAACCUUGGCGAAUCCUUGAAAUCAUUUCGAAAAUCUAUGUUAUUCUAAGAUGAGCGGAUAAAAAACUAAUGGAUGGGUCGCGGAGCUUCAGUCUUAAUUUUUUAGGUCUGGUGCAAAGAAGAUAAUAAACAAAGGAAGUCCGAUGAUAUAAAUUUGGGAGAUCUAUCGGGCACAUACUUGAAGAUUUUUCUGAGAACCUUGGACAUGACGUCACAAAGAAGAGUAGCAUCACUACAGGAGCGAUCCUUCUGUGAGCUCAUUAUCAGUUCAUCUAAGAAUCGUUGAAAUAUUUGAACUAGCUUCGAAACUGAGGCUCGAGCGAGAUAGGCGUAGAGAGUCUUUAGCUAUUAAUAACGUGAAUUCUUCUAAAUCAGUUGCUCAGAUCUUCCGUCAGAGAUCAUCUGCUAAGUCCCACCAAGUCAUUCCGCCCUUGCUUAGUGCAAGUGAUGCCUUCAUUACAGAGGAGUCAGGCAAAGCAGAAAUUUUAAAUUCGUUCUUUGCCAAGCAUUUCACCAUUGAAACUGAUCCGAUCCCUUUAAUUCCUUCGUUGUCUGAUGCUUCUCUUAGCUUCAUUAAUUUUACUCCUGAAUGUAUUCAAAAACUGAUAAGCCAUCUUCCUAACUCUCACUCAGUAGGUACGGAUAAUAUCCCAAACUCUUUGAUAAAACAGCUAAGAGAUUUUCCUCCUCUGCUUAGCAAAAUCUUUUCAGUCUUUCUCGUAAAUGGCUUCUUCCCUGACUAUUGGAAAACUUCUAUUAUUAUUCCAGUAUUUAAGUCUGGCUGUCGUUCUGACGUACAAAACUAUCGAGGUGUCCAUAAAACACCCUCUCUCGCCAGAAUCUUUGAAAAAAUUAUCGCCGUAAAAAUUACCGAAUUUUGCAUAGCCAAUCAAGUUAUUAACCCUUCCCAGCACGGUUUUUUACCAGAUCGCCCUUGUGAAACAGGUCAUCUGUCGUUUCUCGAUCUACUUACCUCUCUUCGUAAUGAUCACCUAUCUGUUGUCGUUAUUUAUUUUGAUCUUAGUAAAGCCUUUGAUAAAGUGCCACAUAAAAGACUCUUCAUUAAAUUGGAAGCUAUGGGAAUUCGCAGUCCACUAAUAGACUUUCUCAGGUCAUACCUGUUUAAUCGUAAACAAAAGGUUUUGGUAGGAUCUUCACUUUCCAGUGAAAGUCCUUUUGUGAGCGGUGUCCUACAAGGUACCCUUUUAGGUCCACUUUUGUUCUUGCUUUACAUAAAUGAUAUUUCAGCAGCAGUUAAACAUUCUCAAUCAUUUAUUUAUGCCGAUGAUCUCAAAUGUGUAUAUUCUUUCAAUAAAUUUACGAGCCUUCAUUGCCUGGAGCAAAUCCAUGCUGACUUGCUUGCUCUCUCAGCUUGGAGCUCAAAAUGGCUAAUGGUAUUCUCUCCGUCUAAAUGUCGUUAUAUGUGUUUUGGUCCUAAUAGGCUACCCCAACCUGUGGUCUUUCAAGGAACACCUAUGACUGAAUGUACCACCAUCAAGGAUUUAGGUUUAAGCUACACUAGUAAUCUUGAUCUCUCACCGCACGCUGACAGAAUUACAGCCAAAGCUGCCCAGAUAUGUGGCUUUAUUUCUUACAAUUUCUAUCUUCCUGAAAUUAAAUUUAGGCUCUAUCGUAUAGAUUGGCAAAGUUGAGAGAUCCGGGUUGAUUAUUUGAAGAAGAAGAAGAAGAAGGUGGGCUCACCGGAACAGGUUUAUUAGGAUGCUGACGUUUCGAUCUCAAGCGAGCUACCAUCUUAGGCCGGGACAACACAAAAGCAGAACGGCUAACUCUUGAGGCGUGGUUCUCCGAUGCCCACUCCAUAAACAGGCAUCUGGACCUUCCUGCAGCCUACAAAGUCCUACGUCAUCACAAUCGUAGAGCUCAGGACCAAACAACCACACCGGGCUUAAGGAGGCCAUACGGAGACAGCCCGACGGCGAGUUUACUCGGUGAAGAAGAAGAAGAACCGCCAGACCGCCCACCCGACACUGGUGCAGUCACCUCCCCCCCCGGCGGAAUGGUGACUCACAAUGCACGCGGACAAAACACCAGUCAACCAUCCCCUGAUAGGCCGCGACAGCGAGAAGAGAGAGAGAGAAAAAAAAUCGACCAGCAGGAGGCCGUCCAACGUGACACGCCACUUGUGAUCUCUGGUGGAUUGAGUGCAUUUUACGCUUUGACAAUGGAGAGCCGACCAAGCUCUUCGAAACGUCAGCAUCCUAACAAACCUGUUCCGGUGAGCUCUAUCGUAUGUUUGUACUUCCCAUUCUCGAGUAUUGUUGCCCAUUCUUUGGUUUGAUGAAUAAAGCCAGUCGUUUAAAACUUGACAAUGUCCAAAGACGUUUUUCUAAAAAACUUUUAGAUAGGGAACAUCCCAAUAUCUCCUAUUCAGAUAGAUGCCAGCUAAUUAACCUAAAUUUUUAUGUGUUCGAAGACUAGAAGCGGGCUUCUGUCUCCUCUUUCGCAUUAAUCAUAGUUCAAAUUUUCCUCGCAUUUCAACACUUACUCCUAGUAGUCGCCCAUACAAUCUUCGCAACUCGUCUCUAAUUAUACCUCCUCCAGCGUCGUCCACCUCUAUGCGCUCCCUUUUUUUCGCUUCCAGGUAUACUUUCCUCUGGAAUAACCUUCCAAUAAAUAUAAGAUCUUCAGAAAAUCUGCAUACCUUUUAGAGAAGGCUACGCCUUUAUCUGAAUACUGACUCGAUUAAACUUUUAUUUUCCUCAUCCUUCCCAGACAACUUUUUCUAUGACACUGUGAAAGGGCCACCGGGAAUUUAGCAUGCCGCUAUUAAAUUUCCGUAUCUGUUCACGUUUCCUUCCUUUAUGAGUAGUCUCGCUACCUAAGAUCCCUCACCAGAAAUGCCAAUUAUUCCAAUUUUUCAGUUUAUGCAUCGUGCCAUCACAGAAUGCGCACCAUCGAUGCUCUUGGCGAAACCUUCUGUAUUCGCCAUAUACUAGUAGUUUGGUCGCAUCUCCUUUGCCCUAUCCUCGGAUGGACUCUGAUGAAUGUAAAAGACCGCAUCUGGGUUCUUGUCGCCUCGAGACUGGUUGUCAUCGUGCCCUCACUGAAUGCGCUCCAUCGACUCUCUUGGCGAAGCCUUCUAUAUUCGCCAUAUACUAGUAAUCUGGUCGCAUCUCCCUUCCCCCAUGUUCGGAUGGACUCGGUUGAAUGAAACCGACCGCAUCUGGGUUCCUAUCGCCUCGGGACUGGUUUUCAAUUUCGCCACUUAUUUUUCUUAUUCAAGGCGAUACAGGCCAGUCCUGACCGACACGCCUACGUACCAUUUUAUGAAAUCCGUUACACAAUGCCAUAUACAGCUGUCAUUUAUUUCGGCCAUGUUGAUGUCGGACUAUAAUCCAUUCUGUACCGCCACAUGCAGGCCAGUCCUCCCUGUGUUUUUCUGAUGCUAUUUUUCUGAGGGUUUUUUUUUCUCUUGUUAAAUUACUACAAUCAUUUUUAAAUUUUGCUUUGGAGUUUUUUUUCACCCCUCGUUUUAUUCAUUUUCAUUUUGCUUAACGGACUUCUAAUCUCAAAUACUCUGCAUUGCAUUUUGUACAGAUUUUGCCUUCCUCGUCUAAAUUUGGCAUGCACAUUUAUUUUUACUUGCUUUGAUGGGACCCCGACGGGUCUUUAAUAAAAAUAAUUGAAUUGAAUUGAGAAAACCACGCAAGCCAAGUGAUCCAGUGUGGUUAUUUAUUAAGUCAUCACUUGCGCAAUCGUAAUUUUGGUAGGCCUGAAAUCUACUGGUCUUUUUGAAAAUGUAAGGAUAAAGCGAUAAUAUAUUAGUAUGUGGUCACUAUUAUUAAGGUCCUUUUGAAAGAGCCAAGACGAGGGGAAAUUUUAUUGGUAAAGAUAUGAUCUAAAAUGUGAUUAUCUGCUGUUGGAGAGCACAAAAACUGAUACAAGUUAUAAAAAUUGAUAAUAUGUAGAAAGAGUUAAAAUCUUGGUGGACAGGACGUCGAAACCCAGUUUAUUUCAGGUAGGUUAAAAUCCCCAGUGAUUUUUUGAACACCGAAAGCAGCUUUCAACAUUAAUCUGAAGAUUUUACAGAGUUGUGCAUCAUCACUGGAUAAAGAGUUUGAGAGAUUUUACACAUAGCCAAGGAUGGCCUUUCUUUGCGACAAGCGAAUAAAAGAUGGAAACCAGAAGUUUCCUGAAUGAGGAGGCAUCCAGGUAAAAGGGAGUGUACUUUACGUAGGGUUUAUCACAAAGCAGACAACCGUUUCCAUGCCUAGGUGUGUGUACUUCGAGGUAGAAAUCAAAGUCAUCUAUAGAAAUGGAAAAAUCAGGAAUUAGAGAAUGAUUCCAUGAUUCUGUCAUGCAUAUAAUAUCUGGCGUCAUUUCGAGAACAAUGCAUCCGACUUGAGCCAAUUUGUCUAUAAUAUACCUGGCAUUGAGUAAAAUAAUAUCUUAUGUGUUUCGAACGGCAAAGCUAUUGUUAGUGGAUAUGCAAGCCGUGAAUUAAAGUUAUUUAGGGAAGCGGCACUAAUAAUAAUUAUUAUUAUAUUAAGACCCGUCGGGGUCCCAUAAAAGCAAGUAAAAAUAAAUUUACAUGCGAAUAUAAGACGAGGUAAUCAGAAUCUUUACAAAAUGCAAUUCAUAGUUUCUGAAUUAAUAGUCCAUUGAGAAAAAUGACUAGCGAGGCUUAAAAAAACUCCAUACAAGAAUUUAAAAAUGAUUGGGUUAAUUUUACAGCGGGAGAAAUUCAUCAAUAAAAAAUAAUAACAGAAAAAUGCGGAGGGGAAUGGCCUGCUUGUUGCGGUAUAUAAUCGGACAUCUUCAGGGCAACAAUAAAUGUUAGCCUUGAGGGGUACGCAUGGGGGUCAGACAGGAAUGGCCUGCAUAUGAUAUUGUAUACGGGAUUCAGAACUGACAUCGCCUGGGCCGGAUUGAUACGCCGGAUGAGACUAUUCGCGUCCAAGAGGCCAGACGAGAGGAACCCAGACGCGAUCGGCCGCAGUACGCUUCGAGCCCAGCCGAGGAGUGGGGAAGGGACGUAAGACCAAACUACUAGCAGACGGCGAAUACUGAGGGUUAGGCCGUGAGCGUCGACAGACCGCAUGAGGUCGUAAUGCGGGAGAUGACAUCAAAAACAGCGAAAAUUGUCGCUAUGGGGGAUGAGUGAUAGCAGUGGAUUUAGAAACCAAUUCAAAACAGGGUUUCAAAUGAUAUAGUUGAGGGUUACCACUUGAUCUACCACCAACUCUCAGGAGGACUCUUCUAUAAGUCAAGAAGCUAAGUGUUUGGGAUUGAGAACUUUAACAGUGCCCUUAUGCUGUGCGGUGUAAGAUGUUUGCGUAAGUUCGACUUGAAUACCAGUUAUUUCGGCGAUGAUCUAAUUUCAGUCGGAACAUUAUUCCACAAGAAUGCAUAUUUGGAAUCAAAGAAGAGGGAGCGCUUAGAUGUAGUGCAAAGAGUCGGCGGGAUCACCAUGCAGGAGUUGCGCGUGGCACAAGACCGAUCUCUCGGAGUGAGAGUGUCAAUGAGCAGAAGAAUGGAGCAAGAGUUGAUAGAUAAAGGAAGCAAAGGCCAGCAACGAUUCUUCUAACCCACCAAAACUUCAUGUUCGCCAGCUGACAUCUCCGAGCAUAAGAAAUACCGGACGAAGGUUGAUAGAACAGUUUUCGUGUGAAAACCCUCUGAACAUUUUCCAUUUUAUUACGGUCGCAGUCGUUCAUUAAACCGAAGAAAGGACAGCAGUAUUCGAGGACUGGAAGAAUAAACAUUAAAUAAAUUCUUAGCUUCAUUUCGGGAUGUAAAAAAUCAUGCGAUAUGAAUCCACAUAUCUGUGCGAAUUUGGUAGAGAUUCUGUCUGCAUAAGGAGAUAAAGUAAGCAACUUUGUAUAACCUAGAACUAGGUCCUUUAUGAUAAGACAUUCUGAGAGUGGAUUAUGCUGAAAACUUAUGGCAAAAGGGAGUUUGGCAGGACCAGAAGACUUGCAACUACACUUGGAUGAUGAAAUCUCUAUCUGCCAUGUUAAACCCCAUCUGUUUAAGCGUAGUAAAUCGGCAUUAAUUUUUUCAACACAAACAUUUGCGGCGUCCUUAGACUAUCAGUAAACACACUUGAGGUCGUCGGCAUAAAUACAAGUUUAGGAUUUUCAGAGUUCAGUCGAAAUAUCAUAAAUGUAAAGAAGGAAGAGUAGCGGACCCAGAACCGUACCUUGAAGUACGCAACUCGUGAUCGGGUGAGGUGUCCAGGAGCUAUUACCCACCAUGACUUUCUGAUAUCGGUUGGAAACAUAAGACCUAAUGAAGUCGAGUAGAGACGGCCGGAUGCCGAGGACUUCCAAUUUUACUAAAAGACGUCUAUGGGGCAUCUCGUCAAAGCUUUGCUAAUAUCAAAUUAGAUGAAUACCACUGAUAAAUACCAUUAAAUAAAUACCACUCGUCGCUGCUCAUUACGAAGGGUAAUGGUUAGAUUAAGAAAUGCCAAGUGGCAAGUUUCGCAGGAUCGUUCAGGUAAAAUUCCAUACUGACUAGAGCUGAGAGGCCCAUUGGCUAGACCGAAGUCACGAAUUCCACUGAAAAUAAUCCUUUCAAGAAGCCUUGCUAGAGACGGCGUUUUAUGCACGCCGCAACAGUUAUUAACAUCGGAUCGAGAUCCAUACUUCAAGCAGGGAAUGAUAAUUGACGUUUUCCAUGUUCCAGCAAAUAAUCCUUUUUAAAUAUAAACCGAGAAUAAAUGACUAACCAAUAUGAGAAGUUCGGAAUAAUAAAAAAAAUAAUUUUAGGCAGAAGCCCAACAGGCAGCCACAGUGAGAAAUCCUCUCUAGGUGGGUCGGGUAUAACGGGAUGGCGGUUUUGAGGGGAAGAACGGGCGGGGCAAACGGCAAAGGACACUAAAUUGGCAGAUAGAAGCCGAAAAAUGUUGAAAAUCGAAGGAAAAUAAAUUUUUGUUUUAAUGAAGUCAAAAUAGGGGGAGGAUAGCGCGCAAAUAGGGAAAACCGUAGGCAAUGACCAAUCAAAUGAGGGCUGGCCGGGGACGUGAUGUGAUUGGCCGCCGGGGCGAGUAAACCUGAAUCGCCAAGCGGCUAACCAAUGGGAUCAUUGGCGCCGCACUUGAAAGUGGUGUGCGUUAGAUAGGCACGAUGCAUACGAUGCGUAAAGGGGACGCGGGCGGUCAGCAGUGUACUGCGGUUGGGUAAGAGUAUUUGUAUGGCAUGCUUAUGACAAUUGCAUCACUACCCGGCCCCUUACUGACCCCCUCCUCAACCCCUCCCUAUUUGUUAUAUCGGUGAUCUCCACGGCAUGCACCGUUUAGUACGCAUAACGUGAACAAUGUUUAAGAUACCUGGACGUACUCCAACACCACCGCACCAACCUACAGCAAGUCGGCAAACUCCCGACCUUGGCGGUCGCUGUUUUACGGGAUUUGCAAGUAUCCAUGGUGAGAACAGCUUGUAGGCCUACGUAACCCUUUUAAGUUUAAAUUUAUCCGCCGUAACCCAAAUUGGGGGACCAGGCGUGGAAGUACAGAUAGACGAGACGCUCAUAAGUCGCGGCAAAUAAAACAGGGGACGACCGCGGCGGCAGUUGUGGGUCAUAUAUGUACGGUACACGCAGGCGGAAAGCCCUAUUUGAACAGAUUAACAACCGCAGCUGGGAGUCCAUGAGGCCCGUCAUAAGGAAGUGGGUGGCUGCUGGUAGUUUUAUCGUAACCGAUGAGUGGAAAGGUUCCACCCGCCUACCGUCCGAAGGUUGUAGGCACUGCACUGUGAACCGCCGUAGGGGCUUCGUGAAUCCCACAACGGGACGGCAUACGAACGCCAUAGAGGCCAACUGGAGCAGAUUAAGGGGGAACCCUAACAGCAAGCGAGCUCGCCGCAAGCCGGUGUACUUGGGGGGGAGGGGGUAGUGGGUCUGGAGCCUGCUCGCGGUUUGGAUUGGUUCCCGGGUCGGCUGCGUCGGCGUCGCCAAGGGCGCAAGCGGCCGCGCAUAGUUGCACUUGAUUAUCGAUUGGCUUGGUGCCCGAUAGUCCUCUGCCUCUUGCCGGUGCCACUUUUUGCUCUCUCAUGCUGCACUGCACACGUCGUGUCUCGCUCUACGCUGACAAUGCCUACCCUAACUGUCUUUGUUUUUGUGUUCGCUUGUGUCUCCUUUUACGCACAGUUAUAUUUACUCCUGUUAGUAGGCGUUCAUACGGCGUCAAGCCUACCUACUGCGAUUGCAGCCGUUACCUACUGACGAUGGGAAAGCUGGCGAUUGAGGAAAGCCUACAAACGCCAAUUGGAUAAGCUAACCAACGAGCGCGCAGACAAGGACUGGAAGGUGUGACUCUGUACUUCGUCCACAUGCUCUCCAUGCCUACCUACAGUGCCUGUGGCCGUUACCGGCCGGUCAAAGAGGGAGCUGUCGUUUUAGGAUAGGCAACCAUCGACGAGUGGAGAAACUAACCAACGAAGGGCAGACGGAAGACUGGAAGGUAUGACUCUGUACUUCGUCCACUUACUCUCCAUGCCUACCUGCAGUGCCUGUGACCGUUACCGGCCGGUCAAAGAGGGAGCUGUCUAAUGAGGAGAGCCAACCACCGGCGAUUGGAGAAACUAAACAGCGAACGCGCAUACGGAAGACUGGAAGAUAUGAAUCCGUACUUCGUCCACUUACUCUCCAUGCUUACCGACAGUGCCUGUGGCCGCUACCGGCCGGUCUAAGAGGGAGCUGUCGUUUGAGGAGAGCCAACCAUCGACGAUUGGAGAAGCUAACCAACGAAGGCGCGGACGGAAGACUGGAAGGUAAGACUGUGUACUUCGUCCACGUACUCUCCAUGCUUACCGACAGUACCUGUGGCCGUUACCGGCCGGUCAAAGAGGGAGCUGUCGAUUGA